Molecule: messenger RNA, 2073 nt
Organism: Pteronotus mesoamericanus
Lineage: Eukaryota; Metazoa; Chordata; Mammalia; Chiroptera; Mormoopidae
Gene: IDO2
Product: indoleamine 2,3-dioxygenase 2
Exons: 10
Coding region: 93-1316 (407 amino acids)
Biological process (GO): 'de novo' NAD+ biosynthetic process from L-tryptophan
Cellular component (GO): cytoplasm
Molecular function (GO): heme binding; metal ion binding; indoleamine 2,3-dioxygenase activity
Source: RefSeq, a predicted model, not a curated record
UAUUCUGAAGUUCCCUUAACCUGGGUCUUUGGUAUAUCUGGAGCAGUGAUCUCUUCAGUAGCAGCUUCAGUGCAGAUACUUCAAACAAAAUCAUGGAACGUCAAAGUCGGAAUUUAAAGACAGUACUGUCAUUAUCUAUAGGAAGAUUUCACAUUUCUGAAGAUUAUGGUUUUCUCCUUCCAAAUCCUCUGAAAAAACUUCCAGAUCAUUAUAGACCUUGGAUGGAAAUUGCCAACAAACUUUCUCACUUGAUCGAGAGUCACCAGCUUCGAACUCAAGUGAACAAGAUGCCCCUGCUGAACUGCGAGUUCCUCAAGAGUCAUCGGGAGCAGCGCUUGGCCCACGUGGUCCUGAGCUUUAUUACCAUGGGAUAUGUCUGGCAGGAAGGGGAGGCACAGCCUGAACAGGUUCUGCCUAGAAAUCUUGCCCUUCCCUUUGUGGAAGUCUCCAGGAAGUUGGGACUCCCUCCUAUCCUAGUCCACGCAGACUUGGUGUUGACGAACUGGACUACAAAGGAUCCUGAAAGACCCCUGGACAUCAGGAACUUGGAUAUCAUUUUCUCAUUUCCUGGGGGAGAAAGCCUGCGUGGUUUUAUACUGGUGACUCUUUUGGUGGAGAAAGCAGCAGUACCUGGGAUUAAGGCACUUGUUCAAGCAGUGAAUGCCAUCUUGCAGGCCAACCAGUACUCCCUGCUCCAAGCCCUGCAGCAACUGAGACUCUCCAUUCAGGACAUGACCAGAACCUUAGGACAAAUGCACGAUUAUGUAGAUCCAGACAUAUUUUAUGCAGUCAUCCGGAUCUUUCUCUCUGGAUGGAAAGAUAACCCAGCAAUGCCUGUGGGGCUGAUAUAUGAGGGAGUGUCCACAGAGCCCCUGAAAUACUCUGGAGGGAGUGCUGCUCAGAGCACAGUGCUUCACGCCUUUGAUGAGUUCUUGGGCAUUCAUCACAGCAAGGAAAGUGGUGACUUUCUGCUCAGAAUGAGGGACUACAUGCCUCCUUUUCAUAAGGCCUUCAUAGAAGAAAUACAGGCAGCGCCUUCGCUGAGGCAUCAUGUCCUGUCCUCUGGAAACGGCUCACUUCUGACAGCAUACAACCAGUGUGUGGAGGCCCUGGCAGAGCUGCGCAGCUACCACAUAACUGUGGUGACCAAAUACCUUGUCACAGCUGCCGCCAAAGCAAAGAGCAGGAAGCCAAGCCAUCUCCCUGGGCCACCUCAGGCCUUAGAAGAGAGAGGCACAGGAGGGACUGCAGUUCUGAGCUUCCUGAAGAGUGUCAGGAAUAAGACCUUAGAGGCGAUCCUCCCGCAAAGUGGUUGAGAGACAGCCUUCUCGCCAGCAAUGGAAAAACAGCAAACGUCCCACUUGAGUGCAGAUGGGCAUGAAGAAUGAGGGUCCGUGUUCUGUCAGAAAUGAUACAAAAUCCACCUCAGUCCUAUUCAUGUUCCUGCUCCAUAGAACAUCAUCUCCUUUGUUGAGACCUGUUGGUCUUCACAGAGGAGAUUUUUUCAUGGCCAGAAAUUCUCCUUUCUUUACCUGAUUGCUGGCUAAUCACAAACAGCUUUGGACACUCCCUCAGUGAGAACCCCACAGGGGGAUAAGAGGAUCCCUACUCUAUUUGCAAAGUGAUUGAAAAACAAUCUAAAUUUCAGAAACCAAAUAACAUUGCCUGUGGACAGAUCACCUUGUAGAUUUCUUGAAAUAACAAAUUAAACAUCCAUGCAUUCACUCACUUAAAAUGUAUUAAGUUGCUACUGAGCCCUGGCUUAGGAAUAUGGACCAAGAUUUCUGUGGCCCCAGUGCAGCCCUCGUCUCCCUGCUUGUGUUGUUUGGUGGUGGGAGGCUGGAAUGCUCCCGUGGAGAUGGGAAAAAGAGGAGGCUAACAGUGAGACUUGGAGUCCCCAAUGCAGAAGUGGCUGGUUAAAGGCAUGGGAACGGAUGAGGCUCUUCCACGUGGCUCAUAAAUUUUCAAUGCUAUUUUAGUUCCCUUCUCUAUUUUUGGAAGAACAAUUCUUUCUUCUUUCACUGAGUCUGUAUUUGUAAAAUGAAUUAAUUGACCCCUUGGAAGUAAAUGAGU